AUGGUGUGGGGGAGCAACAAGAAGGCACUGGAUGGUGGAGACCCCAAGAAGGAAGAUGAAGAGGAGGAACAAAAAUUGGUGGACCCUCUGACUACUGUGAGGGAGUACUAUGAGCAGAUGGAGAAAUGCGUGAAGGCCCAAGAGUGGCUGGAGAUGUGUGCAGACCAUGUGUCUUUGCACCCCCACACUCAGGAGGACUGCACCGAGGAGCUCUUUGACUUCCUGCAUGCCCAUAGCUACUGGGUGGCUCACACACUCUCUGAAAGUGUGAAGUAA
Molecule: messenger RNA, 276 nt
Organism: Trichosurus vulpecula (common brushtail)
Lineage: Eukaryota; Metazoa; Chordata; Mammalia; Diprotodontia; Phalangeridae
Product: cytochrome b-c1 complex subunit 6, mitochondrial-like
Exons: 1
Coding region: 1-276 (91 amino acids)
Biological process (GO): mitochondrial electron transport, ubiquinol to cytochrome c
Source: RefSeq, a predicted model, not a curated record